Molecule: messenger RNA, 3631 nt
Organism: Anoplophora glabripennis (Asian longhorned beetle)
Lineage: Eukaryota; Metazoa; Arthropoda; Insecta; Coleoptera; Cerambycidae
Exons: 3
Coding region: 356-3502 (1048 amino acids)
Source: RefSeq, a predicted model, not a curated record
CAGCGGUACCGUCGGGGUAGUAACUUCUUGCACCGCAACGAGCCGAAUCGAAACGAAUUUGAACUGUAAAUCAAAUUUUUUUGUUCAAACUUUUCCUAAUACUUGUAAAUAGAAAGCGUGGGUGCUCAUUUGUCGCUUGUCCCCAUUACAGUGUCUAAUUUGUACCACGACAUUAUCACAUUAAAUGUAAAAGAUCAGAACUGUUUUUUUAACAUUGUAUUCUGUUUGUCGAUUGUCCCUAAAUAAAUCUGAUAAAAAUUGGUGUCGAUUGUUUUUUUAAAAGAACAAAAUAAAAUAAGGAAAAAACACUAUUUCGUAAUUCAAAAAGUGACUUUAAAAAUAAAAUUAAUUCAAAAUGGUUAAUUACGUGUUAUCAUUCUGUAAAAUUACUGGUGCCAGCAAAAUUUUUACUAGAAAUUUUUAUUUGCCACUACUAAAACCGCUGACGCCCAGAGAAGCCCUGCGUACUCUGCGUAUCACAGGAAAAUGGUUGCUAGGGGCUAAAAGGCAACAUUACAUCCCAGUCCUGCUAAAUCACGAACAGAAGAAACCGAAUAAUGCAGCAGAUUAUGGUAAGCAAGAGCAUGACAUAAUGGAAGAUUACACGUAUAUGACCCCCGUUCUAGACCCAGAAAACGAAACCCACAGAAUUUUGAUAGAUAUCCUUGAAAGUAAAGAUAAAAAAGGGGUAUUCGUUUAUACAGUGGAGGACAGAAAGUACAAUAUCGUGCUCCAGGCCCAAUUUGAAUUGGCUAUACGAGAUGGUGACAUAAGAGACGUCUUAGUAUCGCAAAAAAAUGAUAAAAUUAUUAUGAAAUUGAAGGACUUCAAGAAGGUGCCCAUGGAAAUACAAUAUUUUGAGGGCACAGACGAAUUAACUUGCGGUGAAGGUGCCACCUCUCCGGAGGAGGAAAAAUUUCACCACCACGGUAAAUAUACAAUGAGCCUGGCAAAGAUAUUCGAAGAGAAGGAAAUGCGCGAGGAGAAGUGGGAGGAGGAACUCAAAAAAAUGAUGAAGAGAAGGAAGAAGAGGAAAUGGGAAAAUUCUAAAGCAUACAAGGAGAUGAUGAAGAGAAACUUGAAAAACCUGAACUGGAAAAAGUUCGAGGAAGACGCUAAAAAAGUGAUUGAAGAAAUAGAGCAUCCCGCUAGUGAAAUACCUAUAGAAAUGGAAGUUGAUGACUUGGACGCGACGAAGAAUGUGAACGAGACAAUUUUAAGACGCGGACCAGAAAUGUUAAAUCAGUUGCCAACCCUGACAGAAAUUCCGGAUAUAAUUAAAAACUUGGGCAGUGCCAGCUUACAUGCAAUUGAAGAUGUUGCUGAUGAUGAGAUGGAACCGAGUGAGCAAUCGAAAAAGCGUCGCGUGUCUGGGGUUAAAGUUACCCUACCAUCAGGAAAGGAGUGCUUCGUCAGUGGCCAAAUGGUCCACACAGAAGACGGAGAGGUAUUUGUUCCAGGACAAACUAUCCGCAACGAAUACGGUGAUGAAUAUGCACCUGGUAUCACCAUAAACGUAGACGACAAACCCACACUCAUAAAUGGGUUAAUCAUGGGGGAGGAAGAGCGCGAUCCCAUGUUCCUUCCCUCUCAGUCCACCAUUACCUCUGAUGGACAGCUAACUUUUGCCUCUGUACCAGAAGAAAGGCCAGCACCUCAACCAGAGAGCGAGAGAAAAUUAAAAAGGAAAAAUAAAAAGAAACAAGAGGCAGAACAAAAAGAUGAAGAGACGAUAAAUAUACACGAUAGCCCUGCAAUAUUUGAAUUCGUCAUUAUCGAUGACAAUUUCGCUUUUGACGAUUUUUCCGAAUCCGAAGAAAAAUCAACUGAUGCUUCCAGUGUGGAAUUAAAUAAUUCCGAAUUAGAGGAACUAGACAUCGAGGCUAUUAGGCUAAAACAGGAGCAACAGCGCUUAGAAUUAGAAAAGCUUAAGCUAAUAUUAUUAGACGACGGCAUGGAUGACAUAAUCGCUAGCCUGGAAGAUAAAAAGGCAGAGCUGAAUAAAAAACUCGAAGAACUGAGGAAACUAAAUAUAAACUCCGAGAAUAGCCUGGUAACAUAUGUAAACGAAAGCGAUGCACUGGAAAUGGCAGCGAGAAUAACUGAGGAUAAAGACACUAUUAUUAGAAUUUCGGAUAUACUGCUGACAAUGACUCGGAGGGCAGCGACUUUUCGGGAUAAAAAUAAUGUACGCACAGACAAUAUUAAUAACUCUCUCGCAAAUGCCGCCGGCUCCGAAUCGGAGCGCAAACUUAACGCUUCCUCGAACAAACUGCAGGUACUGUUCAAGACAGCCCUUGUUGCCGCUAAUGAAGUAUUUAAAAACAGGCCCAAGGACCAAAUGAUGGCUCUCAACGCCAUAGGGGAUAUUAUGAUAGAUGCCCUUAAGGUCAACAGCAAGUUACUCCAAGAACUAAUCGAUUUGAUGCAAACCCAGUUUGAGAGGACAGAGGUUUGCGAUGUAGCCUUUAAACAGCUCACACAGGUCGUAGAGGACACGAAAAUAGGCAUGUUAACUAUGAUAGCCAACAAGAAUUUGUCCAAUUCCGAACUACAAGACUGCAUUACCAAAAUGUUGGGAUCAGAAAAUAUUAUAAACGUUUCCUUCUCAAAAUUGAUCAAGGUUAAACCAGAGAUAAUUAAAAUACUAAAGGAAAAUACAAACUGCCAAUUGAAAUAUGCAAAAACCGAGGAAGAUGCUUUUGAUAUCCUGCAGAAAUGUAUUGUAAAAUCAACCAAAAUCUGGAUGGACAAGGCCAUGGAGGCCAAGAAAGAGGAGACCAAAGGAAAUGACCUGGUUGAAUUCGUAGAAGAAGCUUCAAGCUUUGCCAAAGCUUUAGGCCUAGAGCAAGUAGUAGAAGACUUGUCAAACAGCAAAUUUCCACUAAAGCUGAAUUGCUACGACCAAGCAACGACAGACAUGCUGAAACGAAUGGCUUUAAUAAAGCAGCUAUCAGAAAGAGAUUAUUCGUUGAAAACCGCCAUAACUCGAAUAAAGAAAAACCCAGAACGUGGCAAGUCGGACCCAAGGAUCCGCCAGCUGGUAAGGGAAAGUGCCGCAUUAAUUUGCAACUUGUCCACGAUACGAAACUCUCGAGAAAUCCCCUUGCAACUGAUGAAGAGUCAGAACCUGCUAGCCAUAGAAGAUUUCCUCCUCAAAAAGGCCAAGUUCGACCAUCCGGUCUUGAUCACUAGGGGUAGCACGCAGGCGGUGAUUCCCAAAGACGCAGCUCGGGGUGUCCUAGCUGGAAGGGUGUCCUACAUUCUCAUAGACGAGAGCGGUGUGACAAAUUUCAAACCGAUGCACAUGAUUUCCGGGAUGCAGCUUAACAGAAACCGCGAGAGACGCAUAGACGAUUACUUGAGUGGGGUUAGAGAGCGGUCUUCAGACAGAGACGAGGCAAGGACCUAUCUACAGGCAAAAAAUAACGGUUCCGAUAGUGGCAAACGAGCGAUGAGCUCGGGAGCCCUUUCUAGGGGCUACACCGGGCCACGUGCCUAACAAUAUGAGGGAGGAAGAACUAGAAGUAGCCCUGAAGGUGGUGAUCGUGGGCAAUGGUGGAGUAGGAAAGUCUAGUAUGAUCCAAAGGUAUUGCAACGGUACGUUCACGAAAGAUUACAAGAAAACAAU